AUGGAAGAAAACAAUAGGGAACAGUUGGAACGUAUUAACCAGAUGGGUCAUGCGAAUGAACCCUCGGGGAGUCCCUCGGAGGAACUUGUUGGCCAUAAUAGGGAUCAGUCAUUACCUAAAGGUAGUGAUGGUACCGCCGAGAAUAUGGCUGAUGAAGAAUUGGCAGAGGAGUUUGAUGUAUUUAGAAAUGUUGGACAGGGUCUCUCUGGUCAUUAUAGAGAGAUUAUGAUCCAAUAUUGGCAAGAAUUGAUCAAUGAGAUCGAACAAACAAAUGAACCGGGGUCUACACACAGAGAUGAUUUCAAAUCACAUUCAUUACCGUUUGCAAGGAUCAGAAAAGUGAUGAAAACCGAUGAAGAGGUUAGAAUGAUUAGUGCAGAGGCUCCUAUUAUUUUUGCUAAAGCUUGUGAAAUCUUUAUUACGGAGUUAACCAUGCGUGCUUGGUGUAUAUCUGAAAAGAAUAAAAGACGUACAUUACAGAAAGCAGAUAUUGCGGAGGCAUUGAAACAGAGUGAUAUGUUUGAUUUCCUCAUUGAUAUUGUCCCCAGGAUCGGUGCCACGCCUGGUGGAACAACUACAACUACAACUACAACCACAGCGACUGCAGAUACCACAACAGGUAACCUCACUACCGAAUAA
This is a messenger RNA of Maudiozyma saulgeensis, 639 nucleotides long. The record is from the annotation of a GenBank genome assembly. Lineage: Eukaryota; Fungi; Ascomycota; Saccharomycetes; Saccharomycetales; Saccharomycetaceae.